AUGAAUGGAUUCGUAGAUCGCGGUCUGGACGACUCCAAUUUCGGCGAGAAGACUGCGCUCAGCUCGUUUGACGCUUUCCCCAAGACCAAAUCCUCGUAUACGCAACGAACAGAGACCGGUGGCAUCUGGACAGUGGGACUUAUAGCCGCUUCGGUGUUCCUAGCAUGGAGCGAACUGGCAAGAUGGUGGUCAGGCGAAACGACGCAUGCGUUCGCGGUGGAGCAAGGAGUUGGACAUGAUUUGCAAAUCAACCUCGACAUCGUCGUGGCGAUGCAAUGCGCGGAUGUACAUGUGAACGUGCAAGAUGCGUCAGGAGAUCGGGUCAUGGCUGGUACAGCCCUUCACAAAGAUCCCACGUUCUGGAAGUCGUGGGGUCGAGGAGCACAUGCUUUGGCUGCUGAGAAAGAGCAACGGAUGGAGCAGGCAGGGCAGAGACGGGAGUAUCAAGAGGAGGAUGUGCAUGACUAUCUGGGCGCGGCGCAGAAGAGCAAGAAGUUCAAGAAGACGCCGAAGCUUCCCUGGGGACAAACUGCGGAUAGCUGCAGGGUAUACGGGAGUCUGCAUGGCAAUAAAGUGCAGGGAGACUUCCACAUUACCGCGCGAGGACAUGGCUACAUGGAGUUUGGAGCACAUUUGGAUCACAAUGCAUUCAACUUCAGCCACUACAUCAAUGAGCUCUCCUUCGGCCCCUUCUACCCAUCCCUCACCAACCCCCUCGACAACACCUACGGCCUCACCGAAUCCCACUUCUACAAAUUCCAAUACUACACCUCCAUCGUCCCAACAAUCUACACCACCGACGCCAAAGCCCUGCGCAAGAUCGACAAAUACCACGAAUCGCCAUCGUCAGGGGAGGACGGCCUCAAUCAACACCCGCACCGCCUCAGCAAGAACAGCGUCUUCACGAACCAGUACGCUGUUACCGAACAGUCGCAUGCAGUCGCAGAGAAUGCUGUACCGGGGAUUUUCGUCAAGUUCGAUAUUGAGCCUAUCCAGCUCACGAUCGCGGAAGAGUGGAGCUCAAUACCAGCAUUGUUCAUCAGGCUGGUCAACGUCGUUUCUGGUUUGCUGGUGGCUGGAGGCUGGUGCUUCCAGAUCAGCGAGUGGUCGAGGGAGGUGAUCGGAAGGCGGAACAAGAGGACUGAUAGUUUUGGUAUGCUCAAUGGGAACCACGGCGAGAAACGAGCGCUAUAG
Messenger RNA from Zasmidium cellare ATCC 36951, 1194 nucleotides. RefSeq lists its product as uncharacterized. Gene Ontology annotation, biological process: endoplasmic reticulum to Golgi vesicle-mediated transport; retrograde vesicle-mediated transport, Golgi to endoplasmic reticulum. Gene Ontology annotation, cellular component: endoplasmic reticulum; Golgi membrane; endoplasmic reticulum membrane. The record is from RefSeq and is a predicted model, not a curated record. The transcript is spliced from 2 exons. NCBI's taxonomy places the organism in Eukaryota, Fungi, Ascomycota, Dothideomycetes, Mycosphaerellales, Mycosphaerellaceae. Bases 1 to 1194 code for a protein of 397 amino acids.